AUGGCAGCCCGCUUAACCAAGCUCUUCCUGCAGAACUGCGCGUCGACAAAGGAAGACGCGAGCAAGCCGAACAAGCGCUCGUCGGCAAAGAGUAAGGCACCGGCCUCGAGCUCUAGAAUGUCCAAGAAGGCUCGGAGGAAGCUUAAGGCACAGCAAAGCAAGAAAGUGUCUGGCAGGUCCAAGGUGAAGGUGUUGGAAGCAGCCCGUCGUGAGCUCGAGCAGGCUGACCGUACUGCUCAAAACCUACGCAAACUCAAGAGCAUAGCGCCUGCCAAGUCGCAACGUCUCCUGGAAAAGGUGCUUGCGCAGCGAACUGCUGCUUUCCGGUAA
Molecule: messenger RNA, 330 nt
Organism: Peronospora matthiolae
Lineage: Eukaryota; Oomycota; Peronosporomycetes; Peronosporales; Peronosporaceae
Source: the annotation of a GenBank genome assembly